GUCAAAAAAAAAACAAAAAAAAAAACAAAAAAAAACUGCGUGCUGGGGUGUUUGGUUGAAGAGGGGUUACGGAUUUGGUUUUCCUAGGAUUUAUUAGGAUUGAGGAAGCAGGGCAGGGUUUAUCUUGGUUGGUACUUGUGGUGCAAUAAGUUCUAAUUCAUUAUUAGUGUUGAAAUAACAUGGCUCCAAAGAAAAAUGCAAGAGGACACAAUGCGGGGUCAAAAAAAGCACAAACCUGUGCAUUUCCCUAGCACAAGUUGCAACACGAACAUUGCUUUUCCGGUGAGGACUUUAACUGAUGGGAAGCCCGUAGGAAACAAGAAUGGGAAGAAAGGGGAAGGCCUGAUGGGGAGCUCAUUCUUCACAUGGUUUAUGAUAAUCACAUUAUUGGGAGUAUGGACCUCAGUUGCAGUAGUUUGGUUUGACCUGGUAGAUUAUGAAGAUGUCCUAGCCAGAGCAAAGGACUUCCAUUAUAACAUAUCAGAGGUAUUACAAGGUAAACUUGGAGUUUACGAUGCCGAUGGAGAUGGUGACUUUGAUGUGGAGGAUGCCAAAGUAUUGCUAGGAUUAAAAGAAAGACCUAUUCCUCUGGACUCAACAUCUGCUGGAGGAGCUGAAGAGACAGUUCAGCCACUUGAAGACGAAGUGGAAGAAGCAAUUUUUGCAAACGUGGCCCAGAAAAAUGCACAACCACCUGAAGAGAGUGUGGAGCAGGAAUUAGCCCCGGAAGAGGAGCUGCUGGAGGAAGACCAGAUCCCAUUCCAGGAGGCCGAAGAGGAGGAGGAGGCUCCAUAUGAGGAGUUACAGGAGGAGGAGAUGGAGCGCCCAGUGGAAGCAGCUGAAGAAGUCAUACCUCUAGUGGAGGAGCAGGAAGAGGAAAAGGAAGUGGAGGUAGAAACAUUGGCGGCACCUUUGGAAGAGGCUGCCCCAACAGAGGAGGAGAGUGUGGAGGAAGAAAAAGUUGAAGUGGCCCCAUUAGAGGAGGAAAAAAACGAGCUUGAGGAGGCUCCAUCUGAGGAAGAAAAAGCUGAGGAAGAAACAGAGGCCCCAUUGGAGGAGGAGAUAGAGGAGGCCACCCUUUUGGAAGAUGCUAGAAUUGAAGAGGAGGAACAGGAAGAUGAUGUGUCUGCAUCUGUGGAAGAACAGUAUGAAGAAAUUGAGGCACAGAUUGGGGAAGCAGAUGCAGAGGAAGAGCAAACUGAAGAGGCGGCACCAGUGGAGGAGACUGCAUUUGCUGAAGAUCCUGUGGAAGAAGCCACUGGUGAAGAAGUUGCCCCCGAACCUGAGGAGGAAGCACUUGAACAAGAAGAAUACGCAGACUCAGAGCCAAUUGAGUACAGAGAAGAGCAACCCUUUGACACUGAAGAUUCUGAAGGACAGGAAUACUAUGAACAGGAAAUCCAAGAUUCUGACCCUGAUCCUGAAGAUGAAGUCUAUGGAUCUCAGAGCACGGAUGUGGAAUCUGAAAUCCAAGCUGCAGUCCCUCUUCCUGAGCCAGUAUAUGACGAUUGGGACACAGAAGAAGAAACCACUGAAGCCGCGGUAGAUGCGGUACCUGAAAAAGAGCAACUUGUUGAAACAAAGCCUGAAUAUGUAGAAGAACCCCAGGAAGAAGAUGCAGCUGGAGUACCUGAACCAGAAGAAGCCGUCAAAGCAGAACAGACUGAGGAGGAAGCAGAUCAAAUGGAAAUUAAAGAGAAAAAGAAGACAAAGGAGAAAGCCAAGAAGAUGAAACCCAAACUGCUGAAUAAGUUUGAUAAAACCAUCAAAGCAGAAAUAGACGCAGCAGAAAAGUUGCGCAAGAAGGGAAAGGUGGAAGACGCAAUGAGGGCCUUCGAAGAUCUUGUCAGCAAAUAUCCAGAGAGUCCCAGAGCCAGAUAUGGGAAAGCGCAGACUGAGGAUGACUUGGCUGAGAAGCAGCGGAGCAAUGAGGCGCUUCAAAGAGCCAUCAAAACCUAUGGAGAGGUGGCAGAGGUCCCCAAUGCACCGACUGAUCUAGUGAAGCUGACACUCAGGAGACGAGCGGAGAGACAACAGUUUCUAGGUCGUCUGCGAGGUGCCCUGGUAACCCUCGAGAAACUAGUGCAGCUUUUCCCAGAUGACGUAUCACUCAAGAAUGACCUUGGUGUGGGAUACUUGCUCCUUGGAGACAACGAGCAUGCCAAGAGAGUUUAUGAGGAGGUCCUAUCUGUUGCACCUGAUGAUGGAUUUGCCAAAGUCCACUACGGUUUCAUCCUUAAAUCAGAAAAUAUGAUGGCGGAGAGCAUUCCUUACCUAAAGGAGGGACUAGAAUCUGGAGAUCCUGGCACUGAUGAUGGACGCUUUUAUUUUCACUUGGGAGACGCUCUGCAAAGAGUUGGAGAUAAAGAUGCCUACAAAUGGUAUGAGAUUGGACACCAAAGGGGACAUUUUGCAUCAGUGUGGCAGCGAUCUCUUUACAACGUGGACAAGCUCAAAGCCCAGGCGUGGUGGACAGCAAAGGAAACUGGGUAUACAGAUCUUGUAAAGGCUCUGGAGAGAAACUGGAAGACGAUUCGAGAUGAAGCCCUGGGUGUGAUGGACACUGAAAGAGGACUCUUUAUACCAGAGGAUGAAAACUUGAGAGAGAAAGGGGAGUGGGGUCAAUUCACGCUGUGGCAACAAGGCAAAAAGAAUGAGAAUUCCUGCCGAGGAGUUCCGAAGACUUGCGCUUUGCUGGAGAGAUUUUCAGAGGCUACCGGCUGCAAGAGAGGACAGAUCAAGUACUCCGUCAUGCAGCCUGGAACUCACAUUUGGCCUCAUACAGGGCCUACUAACUGCCGUCUGAGAAUGCACUUGGGCCUGGUCAUUCCCAGUAAAGGCUGUUGGAUAAGAUGUGCCAAUGACACCAGAUCCUGGGAAGAAGGGAAAGUUCUCAUCUUCGACGAUUCCUUUGAACAUGAAGUUUGGCAAGAUGCUGACAGUUACAGACUGAUUUUCAUUGUGGACGUUUGGCACCCAGAACUGACUCCACACCAGAGACGGACCCUCUCUCCAAUAUAAAAACUUUUGUUUAGAAUCCUGAAGUUGUUCAGAUGGAACCUUGAACGUCAUUUACACCAGCUAAUGAUGUGCUUCACAUAGCUGUUGCACAGGUAAAUAAUUAAUCGUAGUGACUCACCAGACAAACCAGCUGAUGUUUAGGAAAGCCUUUUUGUUUUUUCAACAUUUUCAACAAUUUAUUUCAAUAUGUGCAUAAUCUUCCAUGUUUUGGUUGAUAAUGGAUAUUAUUAUGCCUAUUUACAUUUAUGUACUACAAACUAUAAUAUUAAUACUAAAAAUGAUUGUAAUUUUGCAGCUACAUCUGCUGUUUAUGGACCUUUUGCUUUAGCAUAAUACUGUGUAAGGUCUGUCUUUGACAUUUCUUUUUUUCUCUUUUGUUUGACACUGUGACUACUGUAAAAAUAUAUUCUCGAUUUGCACUGAGUAAAGCAUCCUUCUAAACAACUUUUUAGUGAUCGCAUUAUAGUUGUUUUACACAAGGGUGCUGUAGGAAAGUAUGUUUAAUUCUUUGUUUAAUCACUACUUUUUGUAAAACUGUGAAGGCAGGUAUGUGUUCCUUUCUUUUUAUGACUGCUUAAUUUUGUGAAAUGUAUUAUAUCAACCUUUUUUUUUUUUUUUUUUAAUAUUCUAUCAAAAGAAGAAAAUAUCCCAGGCUUAACUUUCAGAGCUUCAGUUGACCCAGGGCUGUGUGAAUGUUCUCACACCACAGAUAAAGUCAAUUAACUCAAAAGACUGGAAGAAGCAUUAGCUUUAAAUUAAGCAUGUUUGUAUUCUGGUUGAUUACAAAAUGUAGUUCUAUUUUAUGAGCAAUAUUUUCUAUCCAUGUUUUAUAGCACCGUUCAACUAAAAUUCUAGACAUACAAAAGACACACACCCUGGUGGGCUAGCAAGAGUACCACUCCCUAUGUCAUUUCAUUCAGUGUCACCAUAGAUAAAUACAAUAGGUGGGGUCAUAAUGCAGCUUGUUUUUUGUGUGGAAUAAAUACACUUUUUGCGGGCCUAAACAGAACCAUGUUGUAAACCAUUAUAUUUUUACUUUAUACUUUGUGUUACAUUCUUUUACACUUCCAUCUAGUUUGAGGAUACCUGCCUGCUGUUCAGUGUCAAGGUUAGAGGCUAGUGGCCAGAGGUACCAUGUUUAUCACUGUUUAGUAUUUCAAUAUUUGCUGCACAUCCUGAAUACAUCAUACACACACAAUUAUUUUGAGCUAUGGCUUUUUUUGUUCUGGUUUCUGUUAGUAUGGUGUUGCUGUACUAAUAUGUUGAGGGGCUCAAAAUUCAAGAUUUGGUAUGUUACAAUUUGCAUUACAUUUGUUGUUGAUUUUCAUUUAAAGGUUUGUUUCACACUCUAGUUAACCAUUGCUGAAUUUACCACAAGUUCUAAUUAACUAGUAUCUCUAGUUAAUUUUAACAGUAAUCUUCAUAUGCUGUAUGCACAUUUUGUUUUUGUAAAUAUCUGUAUAUGCUAAUCUUUGUCAGCCUUAAAAUGGACUGUAGGUAGUCUGUCAUCUGUGUCUAACCACCUUUGUAUCUCAAUGUCAUUUAAAAAUACAUUUUAUAAAUGACCUGUGGGAAUUGAAGUCCCAGAGGACAUUGAUACAAGAGACUGAAAAUGGGAUGCCACAUCAGCUGUGUUGCACAAUGCAAUUAAUUUUACAAGCUGCAUGACGUGGUCUGAUGCAGCCUGCCUCUGUGCACACAUAAUGAAAUUAAUUGCGAGGCUAGAGUACUCAAUACAUCACUAAUCAUGUCAUACAUGUGACUUGCAAUAAUUAAAAGUGCAGCUGAAAGUAUGAGCGUGUGUGGCACUCUAUAAAUAAGUACAUUCAGGAGCCUGGAAUCCUGAGCUAGUGUUCUAUAAAUAGGGAAGAAUUUAAAGUGGGAUCAAGAAAAAAAUAUGUAAAAAAAACCCAGGUAAAGUGUACGCCCUUUGAUUUUUUAGAUUAAUCAAGUGGUAAGAAUGGCCUUCUUGACCGAGGAUAAAAAAUGUAAUAUUAUUAUUAUUAUUAUUAUUAUUAUUGUAAAGUAACAUACUCAAUUCCAGGUGUAGACCACUAGAAUGUAUUCCAUCAAAGGGUCAGUUUUAAUCCUUUCCCACUUGCUGUAUUUUUUUCUUUUCUGGUUUGGUAAUGUUUGGUAGAGGAAGUUGUAAUUGCAAGUUGAUUGAAAAAUCAUUGUGUGGUACGAACAACUGAUGUGAAAAGACUCAAAUAAACAGCAAACUUUAAAAUA
This is a messenger RNA of Acipenser ruthenus (sterlet), 5253 nucleotides long. RefSeq names its product un-named hu7910. Gene Ontology annotation, cellular component: endoplasmic reticulum; membrane. The transcript has 31 exons. Gene Ontology annotation, biological process: peptidyl-aspartic acid hydroxylation. The record is from RefSeq and is a predicted model, not a curated record. NCBI's taxonomy places the organism in Eukaryota, Metazoa, Chordata, Actinopteri, Acipenseriformes, Acipenseridae. The coding region runs from base 196 to 3021 and encodes 941 amino acids. Gene Ontology annotation, molecular function: protein binding; peptidyl-aspartic acid 3-dioxygenase activity.